GUGAGCGACGGCUGGCCCUUAGGCUCUCAGGGUGAGAGGGGCCGGCCUGAGCGUUGCGGAGGCCGACUGUUAGACUGGGGCUUGUGUUUGUGGCAAGGAGCUUGAGCCGCACAAAACAGUGAACUCGUGAGUUACAGCCCGUCCGUUCUGUAAUGUCACAAAUGGAGCUGGCGUUGGACCCUGGUGACCAGGACUUGUUGGGUUUCCUGCUAGAGGAAAGCGGACUUUUGGGGGGUGCGCCCGCUGAGGCCCAGGAGGCUCCGCUGGACUGGGAGCUGCCGCCCUCCGAGGAACUGAGCGACUGGGAGGUACAGGAUUUGCUGAACUUGUUGAGUCCCCCACCAUCACUGGAUGUUGUUGACUCUAACGUCUGUCCUGUCCACCACGAUCACACCUACACUCUCCCACAGGAACAUGUCUCCAUAGAUUUAGUUAGUGGGAGCUGUGGCGAGGAGAGGGCCCACAUGACUCCACCUCAUUUGGAAGAGCCAGCAGAGCAGGAGACUGCCAAGCUGUUGCUGACUGAGGAGGAGGAGAAGCUAUUGGAGAAGGAGGGGCUUGCUCUGUCUGGAACACUUCCUCUUACUAAGAUGGAGGAACAAAUUCUGAAACGAGUGCGGAGAAAGAUUCGAAACAAGAAGUCUGCUCAAGAGAGCCGAAGGAAGAAGAAGGUGUAUUUAGGGGGGUUAGAAAACAGGGUUUUGAAAUAUACAGCCCAGAACCUGGAGCUACAGAAUAAAGUGCAGCUUCUGGAGGAAGAGAAUCUGUCCCUCCUCGAUCAGCUGAGGAAACUCCAGGCCAUGUUAGUUGAGGUAUCAAACAAAACCACCAGCAGCAGCACUUGUAUUUUGGUCCUAUUCUUCUCUUUCUGCCUCCUCUUUGUACCUGCUAUGUACUCCUCUGACACAAGGGGCAGCCUGCCAGCUGAGGAUGUUGUGUUGUCCCGCCAGCUUCGUUCCCUCCCCAUGGAGGACCCUCUCCAGCGAGAGCUGCCUGCUCUGAAGUCAGAGGUAUCAAAGGACAGCAUAAGUCAGUUGCUGGACAGUUCAGACCAUGUGCUCCGGGCCCCUGGCAACUGUUCCUGCCUGUUGUACCACAUACCUUCCCAGCAGUGCCCAUGCCUUGACCUCUUCUUAAAGCCCUGCUGCCCAGGUCCCAUGUUUCACCUGCAGGCAAAUCUCACAAGAAAGGAGAAAUGGCUCCCUAACCACAGCUCUUCAUCUGUCAUCUUGCAGGGGAGAUACUCAGGUUAGACAUGAGGCUAUAGGGUAUCUCAGUCAUAGCCUAAAUGCCCCUCCUACUGUGUCCAAACAGAAGGGAGUAGGACAGGGCUGGCCUUUAUACCCGUGCCAUUAGGAUGCCUGAGGGCUCAAACAUAUAUGUACUGGCUUUGUGGGUCUUUUCUGUGUACUCAUGUGUUUCUAAUGUCCCAUGAAUGGGUCUGAGGAAAUCAACUGACCUAUAUUUCAUACAGUGAGGGAAGGGGUAAGGAAAGAAAUAAAUAAGUGAUUUUAAUGCUUGCUUCA
Messenger RNA from Octodon degus (degu), 1526 nucleotides. It is a transcript of the gene Creb3, whose product is annotated as cAMP responsive element binding protein 3. Gene Ontology annotation, cellular component: nucleus. Gene Ontology annotation, molecular function: RNA polymerase II cis-regulatory region sequence-specific DNA binding; DNA-binding transcription factor activity, RNA polymerase II-specific. Bases 153 to 1253 code for a protein of 366 amino acids. Gene Ontology annotation, biological process: regulation of transcription by RNA polymerase II. The record is from RefSeq and is a predicted model, not a curated record. The transcript is spliced from 9 exons. Lineage: Eukaryota; Metazoa; Chordata; Mammalia; Rodentia; Octodontidae.